AGCCAAUGUAUUCAACCAGACGUGGAUUGAUCAGAUCCAAGAAAUGUCGCCACCGACCGUUGAUAUAGCGAUGGAGGACCCCAGCCCUGCCCCUCUUUUCGAGGAAGCCAUAGAGACAAUCCAAAGCACUUUAUCGGAAGAAGAGCGCAGAGUCUUCUCACACUAUGCAGACACGGCUUCAAUGCUAGAGGAUAUGCGCUCACUGUGCUCGAGCCAAAAGGAGCACCAGAGGCUGCUAAAUUGCUCUCGAAAGAUUGGACUAUUCUCUCACGUUUUCGCGGCUUUCUUUGACACCAUCAGCAUUUAUGCCCAGCCAAGGCCAGACUGGCUUUGUUGGUUCUGGGGUUCCAUAGGGUUGGUGUUCAAGCUUGGGAGUAACUAUGUACUAUUCCUGGAGAAGAUCGCCGAUAUGUUCGAGUCAAUAGCGCAUGCGCUACCUCAGUACCAGCAAUUUCACGAUUCUUGCAGGCGCCAGUUCCAGGAAGUACGCCAUGACCAGAUGAUAACUCUGAUGUCCUAUGUUUAUGCAGACAUCAUUCAAUUUUGCCUAGAGCUGUAUCACAUGUUCUCGCGAGGAUCCCAAGGAGCACAAUCGCGGCAUCGCGCUGAGUUCCUCACCACAGUUUUAUGGCGGCCACUUGAUGCACGAUUUGCCCAGCUGCAAUUGCGCCUUGCAAAGCACAAACAAUGGUUCGAGACUGAAAUGGGAAUGUACGAGAACAUCGAGCUUCUCGCGCAACAUCGGAAAGAGCUUCUUGAUGUACAACACUUGUUGAAGACUCAUAGUGAAGCGAAUGGCGAGGUUGAAGCUGGGAGAAUGUUGAGGCGCUCAAAAAGAGUAGAUAGAGUCAGAACAUGGCUUUGGAGCAAUGAGUACCGCGACGUUUAUGAACAAAGCGUGCGCCAACGAGAUCCAAACUCCUGCUCCUGGUUUCUCAGUACACCCGAGUAUUGCAAGUGGAAGAACGCACCCUUCGACGAAAGAGUGGGAAACGACCUGGAUGCUUUGAGAGCUAGUUGGCCUGAUCGAGUCCUGUUUAUUCAAGCGCAACCGGGAUUUGGGAAGACAGUACUUUCCGGACAAAUCGUCGAUGAUCUAAGCACAGAGGCGGAAGACCUCAACAUAAGUGAUGAACCUCCAUCGACUGUUUUCUUCCAUUUCAACUCAAUACGUCCAAACUGCACAUCCUUCCACGAUGCCUUUCGAGCACUUGCAGACCAAUUGGUCCAGACGCACCGCCAUAAUCGCCCUACGUUAGAUGCCCUAGCACUUCUCAUGAGAAGCGCCUCUGGUCAACAGAAAGCCUCCACCGACGAUGUCGUCGCCGUUCUGGCACUCCUUCUACGGCAGCAUCCCACUUUCCUUGUAAUCGACGGAGUGGACGAAUGCUGCGACACCGAAAUGUUUCUCACGCUAAUUCAGGAAAUAUGUCGCAUCUCAGACUGCCGGGUCCUUCUUCUGAGCCGACCAAACAUCACUAUACCGUUGGAGUAUCAGAGAUGGGCUUCGGGCGCUCCCCAUGUUGUUUUGAUUAACGAAUCACACAACGCUGCCGAUAUUGAUACAUAUGUAAACACCAAUCUGAACCAGAUGGCCGAUCAAGGAUUCUUUGGCAUCGGUCUAGAUCGAACUUUAAUUACUCAGAUCGGUCGUCGAUCUAAGGGAAUGUUCCUGUGGGCUAACCUGCUUAUUAAGUAUCUACAAUCCCCAGGUCUUUCCCCCAACGAACGCCGAACCACAUUGGAAGAGGUUAGCCUGCUAGAAGGGCUUGAGCCGCUAUAUCGUGGGAUCCUGCGGGUGCUUGGUCAACGCUACGGGAAAGAGAAAGCGAUAUCUGUCGACAUCUUCCGCUGGUUAUCUUUGUCAAUAAAACCGCUCAAUACAGCUACGCUUCAUACCGCAUUAGCUAUCACGCCCGGUCAACCAACUACCGAAGAUCAAUAUUUGUUACACUUCACACAGUCGGUCUCGCGGCUGACUUGCGGCUUGGUGGAGGUGGCGGAUGGGAGCGUAAGCUUCAUACAUAGAUCCGUCAAAGAGUACCUGCAAUCCCCGGAAUGCCAAGAGCUGGGUUUUAGCUUGUACGAUGAGAGCGCGGUGCAUGCUCACCUUGCAGCACGCUGCAUCUCAUAUCUAGCCAACGAUGUUCCGAAGCGGCCCCUUCAACGACUCGAACCCUACACGCCUUCGGCCUCAAUUGCCAUAAGCAGCGGGAUAUCAUUCUGCACCUCUCGGACGAGCAGAUCAGCAGAUAGUGGAUAUAAAAGCAUGCCUACGUCUGAUACAGAAGGACUGGUAGAAAUGGACCGAGCUUCGCAGACUACGACUACGUUUGACUUCAACCUGCCUUUUCUUCGAUACGCAGCACUCUGCUGGCCCGUUCACCUCUACCGUGCCCUUGUGAAUCGGGUUCCCCGCUGUACCUCCCCUACUCUAUCAUCGACCGACCCAUUCUCGAAUACACCCUGGCUUCCUGCCCUCUCCCACUUUCUCACAGAGCGUGCAGCUGUCACUACUUGGGUGGAAGCCUCAUGGCGAUACAGUUUGCCGCCCAACUUGUCUCGUCUAGUUCCGCUCCUCAUCAACAUCAAAUCUGAAAUUCCUCCCGCAACGAUCGAAGGUAGAGAACUAAGAUGGGUGGUGCAUGGUCUCCGGCAGUUAAGCGACGCGCUCAAUGAGCUGAGAGGCGACUAUGGAUUCACACUCAGAGAUAACCCGAGCCUGGUCUGGCAAUGGAAUAUUCAGGCUGCUACCGAAGGAGGUUUUUGGCCCGUAUGGGAUGAGCGGAAGGGGUGUGUUCAUGGACUGGAAACUUGAGGUUGGCAUCGGAGGAGAUGCAUGGCACUUUGUGAGAAAACAUGGCUCAGUUUCUUUGGAAGUUUUAUAAAAGUUAGAUUUGGGAUGGUAUUUUGUAGCCGAGCAAAGUGUGAUUCUUUUCCAUAGUAUGGUGGAGUUUGCGUGGUUUGUGGUUUCUAUGAGGAUACCACCUGGGGGGAAAAUGUAUG
Lindgomyces ingoldianus is the source of this 3006-nucleotide messenger RNA. RefSeq lists its product as uncharacterized. The record is from RefSeq and is a predicted model, not a curated record. Bases 44 to 2818 code for a protein of 924 amino acids. The transcript is spliced from 6 exons. NCBI's taxonomy places the organism in Eukaryota, Fungi, Ascomycota, Dothideomycetes, Pleosporales, Lindgomycetaceae.